Molecule: messenger RNA, 1523 nt
Organism: Colletotrichum godetiae
Lineage: Eukaryota; Fungi; Ascomycota; Sordariomycetes; Glomerellales; Glomerellaceae
Exons: 1
Coding region: 208-1407 (399 amino acids)
Molecular function (GO): mRNA binding
Source: RefSeq, a predicted model, not a curated record
CAUCACCAACAAACCCAUCUCUGCAUUUGCGACAGCCCCGACAACAGCACACCCACCGUCGGCUAUAGCAAACAGCAAAGGAGGUCUGACUUCUUUGAGCAGGAACACCCCAGGCUCAGAGGUACGUUGCCACAAAAAAACUCAAGCAAAGCCAUACGCGCCUUGCUUGUACCAAAAAAACCGUAUCAUACCCGCAGUUCAUUCAUCAUGGCCUACCCGCCCCCUCCAGGUAUCUCAAGCGGCCCCUCCACCGGCAAUCCACCUUCCCAUCCCUCCCUGCCCGCGCGGCCCCCUCCGAGCAAGUCAUCCGGAGGCUUCAAGCCCGCCUUCAAACCUGCCUACGGAGCUGCAACCUCCUCCGCGCCUCCCUCCUACUCGAGCGCACCAAGCUACGCCGGCGCGCCAGCGCCCGCUGCCCGUUAUGGCUCCUCCUACGCGACGUACCAGCAACAACCGUCCCCCUCGCCCUCGGUAGCCGCCGGCCGCUAUGCGGCACCAGUGCCCGCAUACGACUCAUACGCACAACCCAGCGCCGGCUCUCGUUACGGCCAGGCCUCGAGCUACAAUGCGCCGCCUUCGACCUACGGCGCGGCGCCGCAGAUUCGCAACCCGUUCCCGAUUCCCGGCACCGGCGCCCCUGCUGCCGGCGCAUCCGUCGCCUCAGCCUCCGACUACGACCCGGACAUGGCGAUGCAGAUAGCACAGUGGCAGAGCGCGUACAGCUCCAACGGCAGUAAGGACGCCAGCGGUAGAGACCCGGUCGUUCCCGGCGGCCGCGGUGGUAUGCCCGCCACAGGCAGCAACGUCGCGACUCCUCCCAUCAUCGACCCCGCAGCCGCUGCCGCCGCCGCCGCAGCAGCGAACCAACCCCCAGAGCGCAAGAAGACCGUCGUCCGCGAGGGCGGCGGCAAGAAGUGGACCGACGACACCCUCGCCGAGUGGGACCCGAGUCACCUGCGCCUCUUUGUCGGCAACCUCGCCGGCGAAGUCACCGAUGAGUCCCUCCUCAAGGCCUUUGCCCGGUGGCAGUCGGUGCAGAAGGCGCGCGUGAUCCGAGAUAAGCGCACUGCCAAGUCCAAGGGCUAUGGCUUUGUCUCCUUUAGCGACGCCGACGACUUUUUCCAGGCUGCUAAGGAGAUGAAUGGCAAGUACAUCCAGAGUCACCCCGUCACUGUCCGCAAGGCGAACACGGAGAUCAAGAUCACCAACGUCAAGGGCAAGGACCACCGCAACAACCGCAAUAACAAGAACAAGAAGCACUCUGGCAACGGUGGUGGCGGCGGCGGUGGUGGAGGAAACAAGCAUGGUGAGGGUACUGGGUAUGAACCCCACCUUGGCCCUGUGCAUAGUCACGGCGUCACGAAGCCCGGACAGAAGACCAAGAACGGUCUCAAGCUGCUUGGAUGAUUGUAUCUUGAUUCAAGAAGAGUCUUUUCCGGGCUAGACUUGGCGUUCUGGAGUUGGAGGUCACCCAUACCCAUCAUAAUUAACGUAUGACACAAAAAUAGAAGCAUUUUCUCGGU